This is a messenger RNA of Loxodonta africana (African savanna elephant), 7523 nucleotides long. It is a transcript of the gene REXO5, whose product is annotated as RNA exonuclease 5. Gene Ontology annotation, cellular component: nucleus. The record is from RefSeq and is a predicted model, not a curated record. The transcript is spliced from 21 exons. The coding region runs from base 251 to 2626 and encodes 791 amino acids. NCBI's taxonomy places the organism in Eukaryota, Metazoa, Chordata, Mammalia, Proboscidea, Elephantidae. Gene Ontology annotation, molecular function: exonuclease activity; RNA binding.
CGCAGAGGCUGCGCCUGCGCUCUCCGCCGGCUUAACGCGUUUCCGGGGAGAUGUGGGGAGAGGUUUUGGGCGGGGAAGCCGAUUGGCAACGCCCCCUCCACUUUACUGGCGGGCUGGGGAGCGUUUGAGCCGUUGGAAAGCGGUUUCGAAUCUGGGGAGCGGACGGUAAAACUGUUUGGCUUGCUCUGGCACAUUUUCUUGUCCGCGAAACGGCAAAGAUCGUCAGUACGCACUGUGAACUGUGAACCUCAUGGAGCCAGCCGGGGAAGGGGCCGGGAGACAUCCCAAGAAGGGCAGAAAGAGAAGGCGGGCCCCGAACAGGCUGGUCAGGGCGCCUGAGGCGAUGAGAGCCGGUUGGAAUCUGGAGGAGAGGCAGCCUGACGCCAAGAGAGCUCGCUUAUCUACCAUUUUAUUUGCUGAAAACUGUGAAGUAACCCACAGCCAGCUAUGUGAAUUGCUGAAGUAUGCAGUUCUGGGCAAAUCCACUGUUCCUAAACCCAGUUGGUGCCAGCUUUUUCACCAAAACCACCUGAACAACGUGGUGGUUUUUGUUCUGCAAGGAAUGAGUCAGCUGCACUUUUACAGGUUCUAUUUGGAAUUUGGAUUUCUCCGAAGGUCAUUCAGACACAAAUUCCGCUUGCCUCCUCCAUCAUCUAAUUUUCUAGCCGAUAUCAUUGGACUGCAAAAGAAACAAAUAAAUGGGCAUCUUCCCAGGACAAUGGAAGGGUCUUCAUCUUCUGCUAGUGUAAAAGCCACCUUCAACCUGCAGAAUGACCCCAUCAUUCAGAAGUUUGGCUUUAAGAGAGUGGGCUUGACCAGAUGCCUUCUAACAAAGGAGGAAAUGAAAACAUUUCACUUUCCAUUACAAGGUUUUUCUGACUGUGAAAACUUUGUACCUACCAAAUGUAGUGGUACAGUAACGGACAACAGCCCUCUCUUUGGAAUUGACUGUGAAAUGUGCCUCACACCCAAAGGGAGAGAACUAACACGCAUCUCACUGGUUGCUGAAGGAGGCUGCUGUGUUAUGGAUGAACUUGUGAAACCUGACAACAAGAUUCUUGACUACCUCACCAGCUUCUCGGGAAUCACAAAGACGGUUCUUAACCCAGUGACGACCAAACUCAAGGAUGUACAGAGACAAUUAAAAGCAUUGCUUCCUCCUGAUGCUGUGUUAGUGGGCCACUCUUUAGACUUGGAUCUCAGGGCACUGAAAAUGAUACAUCCGUAUGUUAUUGAUACAUCAUUGCUUUAUGUCAGAGAGCAGGGCAGAAGAUUUAAGCUAAAGUUCUUAGCCAAAGCUAUUUUGGGGAAGGACAUACAGUGUCCAAACAGGAUUGGUCAUGAUGCCAUAGAAGAUGCGAGGACAUCCCUUGAAUUGGCUUGCUAUUUCCUUAAAUAUGGCCCAAAGAAGAUUGCAGAAUUAAAUCUGGAGGCACUUGCUAGUCGCCAGGAAUUGCAAGCAGCAGGCCGAGAGCUGAAAAAUACAACAGAAGUUGUUCAGCAGCCAAACACAAGUGUUUUAGAAUGCUUGGACUCAGUGGGUCAGAAACUCCUUUUCUUGACCCGGGAGACAGAUGCUAGUGAACUUUCUUCUUCCAGAAACUGUCAAAGUAUUAAGUGCCUUUCAAAUAAAGAGGUUCUUGAGCAGGCUAGAGUGGAAAUUCCCCUGUUUCCCAUCAGCAUUGUCCAGUUUUCUUUUGAGCCCUUUUCACCCAGCUUCACUGAGGAGAUGAACAAAAGGAUGAGAGUCAAGUGGUCAGAGAUGUCAACUGUCUAUGCUGGGCCAUUUAGCAAAAAUUGCAACCUCAAGGCUCUAAAGAGACUGUUUAAGAGCUUUGGCCCAGUACGAUCAAUGACUCUUGUUCUUGAAACCCAUCAGCCUCAUCUCUGUAUCCAGUAUGAAGUCCUAGAAGCCGCCCAGCUGGCUAUAGAGACCUUGGACAGUGUUCUGGUAGACGAUAUCUGCAUCAAGGUGCAGAGACCUGUAACUGAGCUCACCCUCGAUUGUGACACCCUCGUGAAUGAGCUGGAACGAGAUUCUGAGAACCGAGGUACUAUUUACCUGUCUGGAGUAAGUGAAACCUUCAAAGAACACCUGUUGCAGCAACCUACCCUCUUCUUUGGCCUGGAAGCUGUGAUCUUGCCUAAAGAUCUUAAAAGCGGAAAGCAGAAAAAAUACUGUUUUCUGAAAUUCAGAAACUUUGGCAGUGCCCAGAGGGCCCUCGACAUUCUCACAGGCAAGGACUGGAAGCUGAGAGGCAGGCAUGCCCUAACCCCUAGGCACCUCCAUGCAUGGCUCAGGGGCUUGCCUCCUGAAUCAAGAAGGCCCCCAGGUAUUCGUGUCUUACCACCCCCCUCGGAGCAGCAGGCCUUACAGGUCCUGAAGGUGGAUCACCCGAAGAUAGCAGCCUGGCGCUGGGGUCGGAAGAUUGGAAAGCUCUACCACAGCCUAUGCCCAGGCACCCUCUGCCUCAUCCUACUGCCAGGAACCAAGAGCACUCAUGGAUCGCUCUCUGGCCUAGGACUGAUGGGAAUAAAAGAUGAAGAGGAAAGCACCAUCCCAAACAUGUCUUUAUCUGGCCUUAUAUGGAAGUUGGGAACCAGGAGCCAGAACCGAAGAGUCUGAUUUGGAUUUGGGGCACUGCAGAUUGAAUCCCUCAUCAGGAGGAAAGUUCCCCAGCUUUACUGCCAACCUCUCCUGCAAGGCUCUGAAUAAAGCCAACUCUUUAAUGGCUGACAGGAAAGUGUCCUGGCACUUUAUCAGUCACGUUCCACUAACCUUGGCCUAUGGCAGUUCCUACCAAGACCAUCUCUCUAAUUCUCAGACUUUUCCAUGGAGCAGCUUGAAACCGACAGUGUUGCUGGAUUCCUUCCCGCCCAGCUGAGUUCCAGGGCUGUGCUCACCUCUUGAGGCUGCAGUCCUGAAGAACAAAAUAAGUGCUUGCCUUUGGACAGACAAGACUGGGUUAGAGCUUCAGCUCUGCUCCUGGGUAUUCUUGGGCAAGUCACUUAAUCCCAUUUGAGUCCAUUUCCUCAGCUAUAUAAAAUGAGGAAUAGCUACUUUUAGGGAGAAUUCAAAGAGCCAGUUUGUGGGAAAUGACAGAAUAGCAGACUAUAUGUGAAUUAUUUUCCCUCUCUGAGCCUGUUUCCUUACCUUUAAAACAGGGACCUUAACCCAUUGCCAUCAAAUUGAUUCUCAUAGCGACCCUGUAGGACAGUGUAGAACUGCCCCAUAGGGUUUCCAAGGAGUGGCUGGUAGAUUCGAACUGCCGACCUUUUGGUUAGCAGUCAGACAUCUACCACUGCACCACUAGGGCCCCAUGGGGACUUUAGUACCUUCUUAUUAAAUCUGUUAUUGGGAUUAAAUUAGGGAAAGCCCAAAUGAAGUGCUCAAUGGGAGGACAUUUUACCAAGGAUCAUUUUCCAAAUGCAGAAUCUCAGAGCACAUUAGGGCUUCCUAUACUCCUUUUUUUUUUUAUACUCCUAGGAAUAGCCAAUGCCAUUUCCUUCUGGAUGGGUGGGGCUGGCAGUUUCUCCAUGGGCCCCCAACUCCAGAACUCUACCGAGGUUGGGACCCGGACCACAAGGCCUCUGAGGCCUCAAUCUGCACGCAGUGUUCUUCCCUCAGCUGGUGCUCCCACCUUUUGGAAGCCAAAGCUGCCAACUUGGCCUCUUACAAACACACAUUCCAUUCAUAAGUGCGUUUGUGCAUUUUUCCUCCCACACCCUUCUAGACUGCGAAUACGGAGCUGCCAAGGCAGCUGCCGGAGAAGCAGCUUCUGGGGUUUCUUUUUGUUUGGAGGGGGUGAAGGGGAAGUGGCAAAUCCAAGGGUUUUUUUCAGAACUCUUAGUUUAGGCUUUGCAUGUACUCCUUUUUCUGGCCUCCCCACCCACAAUGGGGUUGUUCAGGGCACUCAGCCAUGUUCAUCUUCAUUUCCUUUUGUCCCCUUUUUGUAAAUAACCUUUUCUCUAUGAUAAAAGGAACCCAAAACCAAACCCGCUGACGUUGAGUCGAUUCCAACUCAUAGCAACCCUUUAGGAUAGAGAACUGCCCCAUAUGGUUUUGAAGGAGCGCCUGGUGGAUUUCAACUCCCUUUUUUUUUUUUUUUGGUUAGCAGCCGUAGCUCUUAACCACUAUGCCACCAGGGUUUCCUUUAUUAUAAAGGAUGCCCAUUAACGGAAAUUUUAAAAAUCCAGGAAAUUAAAAUCACAUCUAAUCCCAUCUCCUAGAGUCAAUAACUGCCAGUGUUUACCAUCUUGUUUCAAUACUCAAAAGCAGAGUUUUCACAGCUAUAUAAUAUUCCAACAUGUUGAUGUGUCAUGAGUACUAAAAUAAUCUAUUGUUGACACGAAAAUUCCCAAAUGGUGCUGCCAAUUAUACUCUUCUUGUACAUCUUCGGCAGAUAUUUCUUUAGGAAAAAUUCCUAAAGUGAAAUUACUGGGUUUUACAUCCAGAAAGGUUUUUACCAUGUUUGUUAGCAUGAAUUUGUUUCAAAUCUUUACCAAUUUGAUAGGCUAAAGUUUGUCAUUGUAGGUUUAAUUUCUAUUUAUUUGAAUACCCUUUAGAUUGGCAUUCAACUUUUUUCGCAGAAGCUUUUUGGCCUGUUGUUUUUCUUAAGUGAGUUACCCAUAUCCUUUGCCCAUUUUUCUAUUGGAAAGCUAAGUACUUUUCCAUACUGAAUUUUUAAGGGCAUCUUAGGGAUUUAGUGUCCCUUUGUCAGUUAAAGUCUUCACUGAUCCAUAGAUUCAAUUUAAUAUCUUCUGACAAGUAUAUGUAUUUUUAAUGAUUUAGUUUUUACACUUACACCUUACCUCCCCCUUGGCAUUUAUUUUGGCAUUUGGUUCUUUUUCCCAAUUACUCAGAUGAUUUCACCCAGUUAUCCAUCAUUACUUACUCAGUAAAGGACGCCUCCUUCAUUAUGUAAAUCCACAUGUACAUUAGUCUGUGUCCCUGUUACAUUGUCUUGCAUUAGUACUAUCUAUUUUAUAGCUAUUUUAAUCUAGCGGCAGUACCACCCCGGAAAAGCACAAGCCCCAUGGGGAGUCCUCAUCUGCAUGAAUUACAAAACACCUUAGAGAGUUAUAUGCCCUCUUGCAAACUGCAUUCCUGCCAUAUUCCACUGGGAUUUUCUCAGCACCCCUAAGAUAAGAGACUGAAUCAAGGUCUGAACGUUGCAUAAAGGAGAAUGUUAACCCAGGUGGGAGCUUUAUGGCUUUCAUAAGACACAGCAUCCUCCGAAGUCAAAGAAAGGGAAAGGGAGAUUAGACAGGCCCCCCUGCUUCUCCUUCCAGGCUUACCAACCCUUGGGAACCUAUGUCAGAACCCAGACGUAAAGGGGAACUUCCAGAGCCAACCCACCAUGUGCUGUGGCAAAUGGAUUUGAGAGCAGAGGCCAGUGCUGAGGUGACUUCUGUACUCCUCGAGACCCUGUGCAUCUCCUUAGCAUAGCAGACCUUUCCUGCUAGAAAAAGUAAGCUCCAUGUGUAGUUAAGUUUAUCUGGUAAGUGUAUGAACAAGCUGCUUGUUUCUCAUCUAAUUAAAAAUUAACUGUAAAUCUGGACAGCACCGUGACAACAGUUUUGAGUUGCUUUAUACAAGCACCAAAAUCACUAUCCUCUACUUUGUCACUCCCAAACCUGUUUGCGAGGCCCUGGCUAGACUCAAAGUGGCCACAAAAGCCCAACAGCCAAAUGGGGAAAGAGUACACAUUUUGGGGAUAUACUUUUUAAGUGAGAAAAAAGUCACCCCCUAGGUUUCCUUCGCACCCCCAUCUGAUGCUACACUUGGUAAUAAAGGAGGAAGACAAAAACAUUUCAGUUCACUGAGGAAACCUCAAAAAUCUGUCCCUGGCUAGAAAGAUUUCCAAGCCCCUUCCAACUCAAAAAUAAAAUCUAAUCCCACCACUGUACUUUUAGGAGAUAGCAUUUUUAGAAGGCUGGGAGUCUUGGGGGAUGCCAUUAGGGCCUCCAUCAAAGAAAUGAGUAAGAUGGCUGGUCAAUAGCUUUCCUGUAUAUAAACAACUAUACAGAAAAUGCAAUAGAAGGAAGCUAAGGGGGAUACGUGUUUUACCAAAACAGACUUCUAGAACGUAAAACAAGAUGGUGCUAUCGGGAAUCAUGUAGUCCGAGCUCCUUCUGCCCCAUUCGGCACAAAGGGAAGUUGAGCCUCAAGAGGAGCGGCAACUUGUAAGAGGUGACAUAUGACCAUGCCAACCUCCCUCUUAUAUUUUCUGGAGCCCCCUGCAUUACUCACAUGACAUCUUUUGUGGAGAACCUUAGGAGAGUGCUUACAUGUUUUAGGAACUUAAGGGAAUUCUUUUAAGUACUAACACUUGAUACAAUUAACGUUCUCUUAAUUUUAUAGAUGAGUAAAAGGAAAUUCAGGUUUACUAACUUCAAACAGUGGCACUUGGCAGUCCUUUAAAGCCAGGUUCACCUUGUCUCCUUGCCUUAAUCACUUCUAAUCGGUUAGGUCUAGGAGCCAUCCAUUUUACACAGUGCUCAAAUUUACUUUUUAUUCCUCAUGGGAAUCCACAUGAGUUGGUAAGGUAAGACUGUCUAGACAGUUGCCCUGUGAGGACUCUUACUCUUUGCCUACAAGUACUGGGACCCCAAAGGCCACCCUGUUAACGCUUGGUGAGUGGGAGGUCAAUACCCAUGUUUGGAAUCUGGGAAUCCUGUACUAUCUGGAUUAAAUUUUCCAAAUCCAGUAUCACGUUGGGAGAGGCUCCCGGUAGUUCAAUCUUGCCCCAGAAUAAAGUCACUGCUUUUUUUUUUUUUUUGCAGAAAUGUCAAUAGUCAAGUAAACAAAUUUAUUAAAUCCAACAGCAGGUAACCUUCCAAAUUAAAAAAAAAUAAUAGACAUCGAAGACAAAAAUAUGUGUAACAAGUUAAUAAAAAUAUUCAAAGGGCCAUUUGGAGAGUGCAACAAUGCAGAGAAUACAAACAAAAGUAUUGACUUCUGUCAAGUUUGUACAACCUCAGGAAACGGACACACUGGUCACAAACCAAGAGGGAUCCACAAAGGUGGAGGGUCACAUGAGUAGUGUGGACUCAUCACCUCAGCGGGUUAAGGCAGGGUAUCUGUAGGGUCAAUUCAUCCAAGCCCCAUUUGCCUAUUGCUUCAAAUUCCCCUUUGAAACCUAGAAUUAGAUUCAUUAGUGCAACAGGUUAAGAACAAUUAUAAUCACAGAUUCAGGAGCCUGGGGACCAGAGUCAGAAGAAAGAGCUUCUCCCAGAGCAAGUAUAUGUGUGUUGGGAAAGGAAAAAAAAAAACCCACAGCAGCAGCUGCUGAAUGGCUUCCUUUGGCAAUAUCCAAGAUUUGUGUUGACAGUAGUGGGGAAGGACAGUGGGUAGCUCAGUUUCCAAGAAGAGAGAAGUAAGGAGGACAAGAUGCCCCGGAACCUGAAUCAAGCAGAACCCAUUUGAACCAUCUUGGCUUCUACAAUCAGUGCUCAAACACAUUUUUUUUUUUCCCCUUUCAAAAAGGAAGGAAAAAAAAAAAACAAAACCCUGCUGAACU